Molecule: messenger RNA, 2474 nt
Organism: Linum trigynum
Lineage: Eukaryota; Viridiplantae; Streptophyta; Magnoliopsida; Malpighiales; Linaceae
Source: the annotation of a GenBank genome assembly
AGCACUCGGCGAGCCAAAGUGCGAGAUAGAAAAUUGUCGAGCUAGAGGAGAAGAUAAUCACAAACCACGAUCGAAGAGAAGAAUAAACAGUGAGAGCAGGAAAAAUGUCAGGAGGAUUCUCUCAGGACUGGGAACCCAUCGUUAUCCGCAAGAAGGCUCCGACCUCUGCCGCCAAGAAGGACGAGAAGGUUGUGAACGCUGCUCGCCGCGCCGGUGCUGAGAUUGAAAGCAUCAAGAAAUCAAAUGCUGGCUCGAACAAGGCUGCCUCUAGCAGUACUUCCUUGAACACCAGGAAGCUCGAUGAAGAGACUGAGAUUGUUGCUCAUGAGCGAGUGCCAAGUGAACUGAAGAAGGCCAUCAUGCAAGGUCGAAUGGAUAAGAAGCUUACUCAGUCUCAACUUGCACAGUUGAUCAACGAGAAGCCUCAGAUAAUCCAGGAGUAUGAAUCUGGGAAAGCCAUUCCUAACCAACAGAUCAUUGGCAAGUUGGAACGAGCUCUUGGAGUGAAGUUAAGAGGCAAGAAGUGAAGUGCUCUGCUUACGAUCGUUAUCUGAUAUAAUGCUGGUUCUGAAGUCUCAAGGCUGCUGAUGUACAUUGGAAACUUCUCCGUCUUUCCGAAUUUCUCUACCCUUUGCAGUGGCUUGUACCUCUGAGAAACUCUGUUUUUGGUUGGACUAACAAUGUUGUGCAUGGCAGUGUUUCCUUGUCUGUUUGCCCUCUAACUAGCUCUCGUACCACCAUAUUUCCAAGUGGGGAAUACAAUUUGCAAGCGUUUCUUACGUAGCCGGCUUUAUAACCAUGUUGCUGCACUAAUGCUUGAAUCAUUGCUGGACGGUGCCAAUUUGAUGGGGGAUUUCUUUGUGCUGGUUGUGGGAUAAUCAUCCGUAGCUAGUUUGUAGGAGUUGUUGGUUCUUAUUUGCUUGUUUAAAUCAAUCAGGAAGAUGUUAUUGGCAGCGAAGAUUAUUCUAGGAUUGUGUUUGUUAAUUGGAGGUCGGAUUUGCCUCCUCUUUCACUAUUCUUCUCCAUGCUUGGAAUUUAUGCUGGAUUCACUUUACCAUGGAAACUAGAGUGCAACGGUGAUAUAUGUGUAUAAAAAUUACAUAUAAUGUAGGGGAAAAAAAUAAACAAUUGUUUGUACCAUCUUGCUCCGGUGUAGUUUGGGGACUGUGCCCAUCUGUUUUUUUUUUUCCAGCUUUUUCUUCGAAGUCGAUUACGCGCGGAGAAAAGAUAUCGUUGCGACGAUUGCGCGGAGAGGCUAAAUUGUGAGUGUCGCCGGUAAGAAUAGAGUGAGGGGCGGAGAUAGCAUAAGCAUGACGCUGGCCAUGGGAUACGCGAUGACAGCUUUUGGCGCUACCAUUGAUUCUGUUGUUUCGUUGGUUACGAGCGCCGCCCUCUCCAAUAGUUAUGUUCUUCGGCGUUCGUCUUUCCCAACCUGGACCAUCAUCUAGGGGUAUCGGCGACGUCCGCGUUUGGCAGCAGAGAAGUGUAGCGCGCUCAUGGGGACGGCUCAGGAGAAGGCCACUUCGACGGAGAGUGUCGGUACUAGCGGUGCGGAGCUCGCGGCGGAAUCGAGAUGGCAGUUGGUGCCUUGAUGUAUAGUUAUGCGGCGAUAGGUGACGCGAGUUCAAGUUGGAGCUUGGAUGAACCGCGAGUUGGGCCGGAGGCAGUGCGACCAUCGGCUUGGGAUGUAGAGCGAGUCCGAAUCGAUGUGUCCGCGCUAUUUGAUGGGGAGCGGCGGAUGGGGCUUGCGCUAGAAGUCAAGCUACACCUGUCAAGGACUCCAGCGCGGGGCGCGAGUUAUAGGCGUUCCUUCGGCGGUUUGCGGCGCGGGCAGGGCCGCUAGCUAGUGGCGGGCUCAUAAGUCGCGGGUCGUGAGACGAUUGUAGACCGCGAGAGAAAAGGGCGCUUUAUUGGGGCGGAGGCAAGCGCACGAGCGGCACAACACAUGGCUCCCUUUUUUUUUUUUAAAUGGUGUGCCUUUUUCUCUCUUCCGAUAGAUCCGGCUCUUUAUCGGCGGCGGACGGCGAGGACUUCAGGAGUGGUAGUGCGCGAAUCUGCUUCUUCAAUUAUGCUCUGUUUUUGCAUCUCUUCAAUCUUCUUCUGCUACUCAGGGUUUUUUUUUAAACCUCCAUCUUCUUCCUUUUUCCUCUGAGAUUUCUUCUUUCUGAUUUGCAGGUUCGCCGUGCGGAGAGCUUCCGCUAGCCUGCCUUGGGGACUGUGCCCAUCUGCUUUUUCUGACAAGAAUGCAAGUGGCCAUAAGAGUGUAGUCUUGUCAACAGUCUCUUAUUUCUUGAUUUGCGGCCCCCCUCGUCUACUUUUACGAACAAAUUGGAGAGAAGGUGAUACAGAUGACCUUGAUUGCGACCGGUUCUCUUUUUUUUUUUUUUUUUUUCAUCAACGUCACCGUGGUGGCUGCUUGCGGUUUGCAGGUUGGUUCGGUGAUGGCGUCCAAAAAAUAAAUGUCCAAGCUGUCG